AUGACUGUUACAGGAAUGAGAAAACUGUCACGUACAAAACCUCAUCGGACAAUGCUGAUGAGAAACAUGGUUUCUCAGCUAUUACAGUAUGGUCAUAUCGUUUCUACACUAGCUAAAUGUAAAGAAACACAAAAAGUGGCAGAGCGUCUGUUAACGCAAGUAGGGAAAGCCAAAAAUGAAAAAUUAACUGAAUUUCAAAGGGAUCUAGCUGCUCGUCAAGUGCAAUCAAGAUUGGUACCACCUGCCAACUCAAUUUGGCCAAAGAUUUUAAAUCCUCAAUUACUUGCUACUUCGACAGGUGGUAAUACAAGGUUAACCCAUUUGGAACCAAGGUUGGGUGAUAGAGCUCCACAGGCUGUGCUGGAGAUAAUUAGGGGACAUAUACCAACCACUGAAAGAGGCAGUCUACGUCUCUGGCUUGCUAUUCAAGCUACUUUGUCAGAAAAGUGUAGUUCAGUUGAAGAUGUCUCAGAUUAUAAUUUAAAAAUAUUUAAACAAGAGCUUUCCUUGGAGAAUAGGACCCAAGAACAACUGGAAUCCAUCAUUUUGAAAGCAAGAGAAGAAAUUAGAAGUUUACGUUGGAAUAAUAUGGUAAAAGAACUUAGACUUAAAACACAAGAUGAAGUGGAUGAUACACCCCCCACACAAGAUCUUGAAAAGGAAAAAAAAUUUGUUACGGAUUUACUUGAAAGAGCUAAGUCCUUUGAUCUCUUAAAUAUUAAAUUCUCACCAAAUAAAAGUAGAGUUGAAAAAAGAAAGCAACGCUAUGAAUUUGUAGAAAGGCCUACUGCAAGUACUACUAUAUCUAAAGAAACUCACUCUAGAGCAUAG
Molecule: messenger RNA, 831 nt
Organism: Henningerozyma blattae CBS 6284
Lineage: Eukaryota; Fungi; Ascomycota; Saccharomycetes; Saccharomycetales; Saccharomycetaceae
Gene: MRPL8
Product: mitochondrial 54S ribosomal protein bL17m
Exons: 1
Coding region: 1-831 (276 amino acids)
Biological process (GO): translation
Cellular component (GO): mitochondrial large ribosomal subunit; ribosome
Molecular function (GO): structural constituent of ribosome
Source: RefSeq, a predicted model, not a curated record